CAUCGUGACCGGGGAUUUCUGCCAACUGUCGCCGGUUAAACCGUUCAGGUCCUGUAUAUUGAAUGCGGAUCAGAGCUUGUCGGGAACCACAAAUGGAUGCCCACGGAAUAUGAAUGCCACAACCGCAGGUGCUCGCAACUGACAUUCUAUGAUAUUGAUAAAUGGGCUUUUAGGAGUCAGGCAUGGAAGGACUGCGACUUCGAGCACGUACAACUAACCAAGAUCCACCGGCAAAGCGAUGAAAAAUUCAUCAGUAUUCUCCAGCAAAUACGCAUCGGUAUGUAUGCUCUCGUUCUGAAGCAUAGGUACUCCGACAGAAGGCACUCCCGCAGCCCUCCAGUCACCAUUCGUGGCUCACUAAUCUAAGCAUGUUUUUUCAGUUAGUAGCAAAAUCUUGCAAUUGAAAUCUUCUCAAAACGCAACGCUGUCGAUAGGCUUAAUAACGAGAAGAUCGCUGCACUCCCUUCCCAGCCUCUUUACUACAAAUGCAAGGACUU
Trematosphaeria pertusa is the source of this 497-nucleotide messenger RNA. RefSeq lists its product as uncharacterized. The record is from RefSeq and is a predicted model, not a curated record. Lineage: Eukaryota; Fungi; Ascomycota; Dothideomycetes; Pleosporales; Trematosphaeriaceae. The transcript has 3 exons. The coding region runs from base 97 to 366 and encodes 89 amino acids.